UCCUGAACGUGGCGGCCGGCAAGGCACCAAUGCAGAUCAGCACCGAGGGCGGAGGAGUGCCCCAGAAGGCCAUCGAUGGCAGCACAAGCUCCUUCUUCAGCCCAGACACGUGCACCCUGACCCGGCCCGAGAGGGUGCCCUGGUGGUAUGUCAACCUCCUCGAGCCUUACAUGGUGCAGUUGGUGCGCCUCGACUUCGGCAAACCCUGUUGUGGUAAAAAUAAACCAGCCACAAUAAUUGUAAGAGUCGGAAAUAACCGACCUGAUUUGGGAACAAAUCCUGUCUGCAAUCGAUUCACUGGUUACAUAGAAGAGGGCAAACCGCUAUUUUUGCCGUGUAACCCCCCAAUGCCAGGGGCAUUUGUCAGCGUUCAUUUAGAGGGAGCUGCUCAAACCAGUCAACUGUCAAUCUGCGAAGCGUUCGUCUACACUGAUCAGGCUCUACCAAUCGAGAGAUGUCCUCAGUUCCGGGACCAGCCACCAGGAAGCACUGCCACCUACAACGGCAAAUGCUACAUUUUCUACAAUCGGCAACCUCUCAACCUGCGAGAUGCCCUUGCCUUCUGCCGCAGCCGAGGGGGCACCCUUGUCGAUGAGAGCAAUCCCGCCCUGCAGGGUUUCAUCAGCUGGGAGUUGUGGAGGCGUCAUAGGAGCGACACAAGCAGCCAGUACUGGAUGGGAGCGAUUCGAGACCCUCAGGACAGGAACAACUGGAAGUGGCUUGGCGGUGAGGACGUGACCGUCUCCUUCUGGAAUCUGCCAGGAGGCAACGAGGAUUGCGCCAGAUACGAUGGAUCCAGGGGAUGGCUGUGGUCGGAUACCAACUGUAACGUCAACAUCAACUACAUCUGUCAACAUCAGCCGAAGGCUUGCGGAAGACCUGAGCAGCCACCCAACUCGACCAUGACAGCUAAGAACUACAACGUUGGAGCCGUGAUCGAAUACUCGUGUGACGAGGGCCAUCUAUUGGUGGGACCCAACACGAGAAUUUGUCUGCCAACUGGAUUCUACAACGAAUUCCCGCCUGUUUGUAAAAAGGUUCAGUGCGGUUUCCCAGCUGACAUUCAGAAUGGAGACUACGACCUUCUAAAUGGAACAGUUGAUUAUCUGAGUGAAGUCCUUUACUCAUGCGACGAAGGCUACAAGAUCCAAGGACGAGCCAGGCUGACCUGUGAUCUGGAUGAGAGGUGGGAUGGACCUCCCCCAAGAUGUCAAGCCAUCCGUUGUGCUGAGCCACCGUUCAUUGAGAAUGGAGAAGUGUUCGUUUCGAACAACGCAACAAUCGUUGGCACAGUUGUCGAAUACACGUGCUCGUCUAGGAAAUUCAGACUAAUUGGUGCAAAACAGUUGACGUGUCUUCCAAAUGGAAAAUACGACAAGAAUCCACCUGUAUGCAAAGAAGUAGUUACCGGUAGCGGAGGGGCCAUAGUUCAGGCCCCGAAGCCAACGCAGACAUCGAGCCGACCGCUGCCGACCACCAACCGCGAGAAGCCACGACCGUUCUCGCCACGACCUACGUCACAGCCGGACAACUCCAACAGUGAGUCGGGUCGCAUCCCGAUCGUGGCCUCGGCGCAUCCCCAGGACAACGAGAUCCCCGACUCGGUGCACGUGAGGAACGACCUCGCGCACAGCAAUGCAGACUUGCCCGGCCACUCACUCGAGGACCAGCACAGGCAAACCAUGGGAGCUAAACUCAAUCUAGGGGCAAUAAUUGCUCUAGGAGUAUUCGGUGGAUUCGUGUUCCUGGCAGCUGUAGUCACCACAAUCGUCAUUCUCAUCAGGAGAAAUCGUAGUGCCAAACAUUACCGUCACCGUGCUUCCCCAGACUGUAAUACUGUCGCUUCUUUUGAUUCGUCAAGCUCGGAGUCGCGCGGCGGCAAUGGUAAUGGAGGAUUGAACCGGUACUACCAGCGCGCCUGGGAAAAUCUGCACCAGUCAGCAAACGGCAAGAUGGUGGGAGGUCAACUGCGGCGGAAGGAGACGCUGGACCGCGAGCGUGGAGGCAGUGAGUUGGUGGUGAGUGACGUCUACCCGCAGACGCGGGCGGGAGCGUCACCACCCGACAAGAAGCGCCACCACCAUCAUCAUCACCACCACCAUCACGGCCAAUCACAGGGCGACUGGCGUCGAGAGCACCAGUCCGACCGUCACCAGCGGUCGCCCUCCAAGACCAGGUACUGACCACUGACCUGCACCGUCCCCAACAAAUCAGACAAUCCUCAAUGUUACGUUUGCUAACAAACGCAACCUACAGUGAAACAAAUAUCUGCUUGCUAACUUUGUAGCGAAGGUGUGUUGCAAACAAAACAAUCUAACAGUGAAACAAAAACCUGCACGAUGUAAAACGUGUCAACAAAUGGGGUAAUCUACAAUGCAUCGUUAUAGAAGGAUAUUUGUUGCUAACCAAGCUAACCUAACAGUGAAACAAAAAGUAUUGAUAUUAUAUUAUCAAGAACAGUGCAACAAAAUGAGCUAGUAAGUAUUAUAUAAACAAUUUUAUAUGAGUAAGCGACAAACACAUCCAAUCCAACAGCAAAAAUGCACUUUCAUCAAAAAAUAUAAAAUUUGAAUAGGCUCAAAUGUAAUAGAGUCAAAUAUGAAACGUUUGUUGAUAACAGACCCAUCCUAACAAGGAAACAAAAAAGAGUAUUAUAGAUUUGUUGAAUCUUGGUAGAUUCAAAGCAUACCAAACAUGUUCAAAGCAUUAAGAAUAAGAUAAAGAUACAAAUUAAACAAUAGAAGCUUUGUGCUAACUGACAACAGUUGAUACUGGAAUAGAACUUUGGUACUAAUACUGUACCAAAGACAACAAUUAAAUCUGGAUGGGCUGCAGAAACACCAAGCCAAACCUCACAUUAUUUCAAGUGAAAUAAAAAACAAAAAUGGUACAACAUACCCGGCCCAAUCUAAUGAAAUGGAAUAAUACAUUUUCAAUUUGAAUACUUCAUAUUAGGCUAUUGUCAAGAGAGAGGGUACAAUCUGAGGGUUUAAACACGUUGUUGAAGGGAUUAAGUUGAAACAUUCUAAUACUGGAGUAAAAUUGCAUUAUUAUCAAGACUUGGCAAGUGAAUUAGAAAAUGGUGUUUACUUAUAAUACUGAUAUGAAAUCUCUCAAAUAAAGAUUCAGAUAGGGGCUAAUCGAUGAACGAUUGAAGCUUGGAUGUUGACAUUUCAGAAAAUAAGCCUACAAACGUAUAAACUAUGAAGUGAGAUAAAUAUUUAGGUUAGUGAAUGUAAAUGGAUUGUAACUUGGUAAUCGCAUCAAGAUCAAGUGAAGGAGUCUUAAUUAAUGUAUCUAGCAAUACUUUAUAAGAUGCUCAGUCGAUUUAUAAGUUUAUUAUCAAAGCUUGUUUCUUUGGAUAAUUUAUACUGUAAAUCCUUCUACAUUGGAUUCAUGGGAGAAAGAUGAGAAGAGUGCAUGGCUUUUUCUUCUAUUUUCACAAAUGAGAAUGAAAAAUGCAUUAAAAUUGAUAUGAUGUUAGUUUUCAAUCUUGGAAACUUAAUAUUCACGAACAUUGAAAAACAGCAAGGAAAUGUCUUCAUUCAAUUUUUUAUUUGAGGAUGAUGAAAUUUCAAAGUUUAUUAAAAUCUCAAUAAAGAUACAGUUUCAUGAUCGAAAAAUUUUCUUUUUAAAGUUUUGAGAGGUUGGAAAAUAAAGAGUGCCAUGCACAGAAGGUGGGGUAUUAAUUAAUAAACUAGAUACAGUAGUGUAAAAAAGAAAUUAGAUUUACCAGACUGAAUAAUAAAACGAAUUCGUAGUUAUUAAGGUUAUUGUAUAAAUCUUAUUUCUAUUUUUUACUCAUGUGGAGAUGUGUGGAGUUUUACAAGUAAAGGUACUAUUUCUAUUUCUACAGUAUUUAUAAGAUCUUCCGAUUCUUUCAUUUAUAUGUUGAAAGAGUGACAUUUGAAAAGAUUGUUAGCACAACCAUACAAAAAUAGUGAGAAUAAUAGAUAUUAAGAUAAUAUUCAUUUGAAAACGAAGUAAUCUGUGGAAUUAAAAAAGUUCAAUAACAUUCUUCAAAGCUAUAAAUAUGGUGAAUAAAAGAGGUUAAUCGCAAUUAAUUGUUUAUUCAACAUCAUCAAAGAAUGUUGGUCAUUUGUAUUGAUUUAGUCUUUGAAAAUAAUAUAGAUUUCUAAGAUCAACUCAUUUGACAAUAAAAAAUCCACAAAACUCUUUUGAAAUCAAUAUUAUUGUUAGUUACAAUUGAUUUCUAUGUACAGUAUUUUUUUACCUAAUUGAUAAUAGGAAUUAUGAUAAUGAGAAUUACUCUUUCACUUUAUAUUCUUUAAAUUUUAUAUCCUGGUAAUGCUCAUCUUGUAAAGUUGAGAUAAUUGAAAAAUACUAUAUCUUGUGUCAUACUCUGCUACAUGCACUUGUAAAAAUCUAUUCAACUCUAUGAAUCUCACAUCUAGUUCAACUUAUGGAAAUUUUUCAUUCACAAUAUUCUAAACAUUAUGUUAAUAAUAGUAGUUUGAAUUACAGUCGAUCAAAAUAAUCUGUAAUUUCUUAUUUAACCUAUUUGAAAAAACUUGAAUUUUCCUUGAAUAUCUUGUCUGCAUGUAGCAUAUGAAAAAUAUAUUGUCAAGUACCUUGAUUGAAAAUAUAGUUUUAAGAUGUAUUUAUGUAAUGUAUGUAUGUAAAGAGACUUAUAAUGAAAGAUAUAAAUAUUAUUAUACUGUUGAAUUAUUACAAAUCCCAAUUCCUUCAACACUAUUGAGAAAGAUGUGAUGGGUUAACUGUAAAUUAGAGAUUUGUUUUCAUCAUUUUUGGUUUAGAAAAAAUGUGAAUUUUUGCUAGCGUCAGGUCUCAUGAUUAUUUAUUAUGUUAUAAAAAACAAGAGAUUUAAAUUCACUUAUGAACUCGAUGCAUAUCACAAUAAAAUUCUAUUGAAAAAUUGUUCGUAGUUGAAAAUAUUUCAACUCAUUAAGAUGUUUCAUUCAUAAUAUUAUUCUGAACAGUAUUUAAGAAUUAUUGUUUGAAACAGAAAACUAAUUGCGAAAGUCUUCCACGAGAUGAACUAGAUUUAUACAACAGUGGGUAGGUAACCUCUAGCAGAGGAUGGCUGAAAAUUUCUCUGAGAAAUACCUAAGAAAUUAUUUUCACAUUGAGUAGGACUUCAUAAUUCACCACAAACUGAUAAUAUUCAUAAUAAAUCUAUUAUAUUGAAAAAGGUUGUAUGGACUAUGUAGUACAAUGUUGAAUUAUAAAUUUCUGUUUUAUUUGUAUAAUAAAUAUUGACUUGAAUGAGUACAAUAAUAAAUUGCAUUGAAACUGAGAGAACAUUCUUCGCAUACAGAAACAAUAAAUUCAAUAAAUUAUGUUACGUAGAGACAAGUUGGCUGUGUCUAUACUAUAGAAAUAGAAUCUUAUAGAAAGAGGAAUAAUAAUUUAUAGUAAAAACACAAACUUAUAAUAUAUCACAAACCUGUAUGGUUCUCUAUAGUAAUAAGAAACUAUAAAAUUCUAAACGAGACUAUUUUUACGUAGAUUUGUGACACAAUUCAGUUUACCAAAGUAUAUUUGGAAGAUAAUUCUAUACGGUACUCCGUACCAAUUUUCAAAAACAAUAAAUAGGCCUAAAUUCGUAUUUUUUUCGUUUUGGAUUACAUAAUCUAUUAUAUGAAUAAUUUAAUAUAAUCUACUAUUAGAUAAGUUUAAAUUAAAUAAAUAAAUACAUUUUAUUCACUGUACUCUAUAGAACCUAUACUAAUCUUUAGUAGGAUCUUUCGUUGAGUCAAAAUCAUUAUUCAACGGGGUUUUUACCAACAAAAUAGUUAAUUUAUAUUGCUGGAUACACAGAUUUUAGAAUCAGAGUAUUUAUAGAAUGUAUUCCAAUAUAAAUGAAAGGGGGCUUUCAUUUAUUCACUGAGGGACAAAUCUUACUAUUGAACGCUACUGUUGUAAUGGAAAAGAUUUGUGAUAUUGUUAAUUCAUUAUAUACAUAAAUAAUAAAACUGAAUUGAAUAAAUAAAUGAACAAAUAAGAAACUAA
Molecule: messenger RNA, 5994 nt
Organism: Nilaparvata lugens (brown planthopper)
Lineage: Eukaryota; Metazoa; Arthropoda; Insecta; Hemiptera; Delphacidae
Exons: 10
Coding region: 30-2183 (717 amino acids)
Source: RefSeq, a predicted model, not a curated record